This is a messenger RNA of Gilbertella persicaria, 963 nucleotides long. Its product is annotated as uracil phosphoribosyltransferase-domain-containing protein. The record is from RefSeq and is a predicted model, not a curated record. The transcript is spliced from 5 exons. Lineage: Eukaryota; Fungi; Mucoromycota; Mucoromycetes; Mucorales; Choanephoraceae. Bases 1 to 963 code for a protein of 320 amino acids.
AUGACUAAUAGCGAUUACCUUCAUAUCAGUCAACACCCUAUUGUUGCCUCCAAGUUAUCUCAGUUAAGAGACGCAAAGCAAAACUCAAAGGUUGUCAGGGAAUUGACACGCGAUAUCUCAAUCUUGUUGGGAUAUGAAGCUUCUGCUGAUAUGACAUUGGUUCAAGGUGCUAUGGGUACAAGUACUCAUGGUAGUUAUCAAUCAAGCGAGAUAAGUGAAAAAGUAGGUUUGAUUCCUGUACUAAGAUCUGGGCUUGGAUUUGUUGAUGGCUUCUUGAACUUAUUCCCUGAGGCUCCUGUUUAUCAUUUGGGUAUUUACCGUGAAAAAGUGUCUCAUCAACCUGUAGAAUAUUAUAACAAAUUGCCUGAUUCACCCACAGUGGAAACAUGUUUUGUAUUGGAUCCGGUUAUUGCUACAGGUAAUACGGCAAUUGCAACUAUCAACAUGAUAAAGGAAUGGGGUAUGACUGGCUCUCAAAUCAAAUUUGUUUCAAUUGUUGGCUCUGAACAAGGUUUGGCUCAACUUCAAAAAGAACAUCCUGAUAUCCAUGUCUUUGUUGCUGCUAUAGAUAAGGCAUUGGAUGGAAAUGGUAUGACUACCUUAUCAAUUUUCCAUAAUCCUCGUUGUAGUAAAUCACGUAAUGCACUUGCUUAUCUUGAGCAAAAUAAAGAUAAAUAUAGCUACGAUAUUCAGGUUAUCUUGUAUCAAAAGCAAUCUUUGACUCGAGAACAAUUAUCGCAACUAUCUGAAUAUCUUGGUUUGGCAAAUAAACCUUCUGGUUGGAAGACGUUACUUCGUCCUGACGCUCAACAGUUGGUUUCAUCUUCAGAAGAAGCCUAUGCUUUAUUGGAAAAAGAACCUCAACAUCUUGAACGACCUUUUGUGGUUGAUUUUGAAAACAAAAAAGCUGCUUUAGGUAGACCUAACCUUGAUGCUAUUGAAAAGUUGGUUUCAAGUUUAUAA